This is a messenger RNA of Bradysia coprophila, 1188 nucleotides long. Its product is annotated as chymotrypsin-2-like. NCBI's taxonomy places the organism in Eukaryota, Metazoa, Arthropoda, Insecta, Diptera, Sciaridae. Gene Ontology annotation, molecular function: serine-type endopeptidase activity. Gene Ontology annotation, biological process: proteolysis. The record is from RefSeq and is a predicted model, not a curated record.
AUGGAGCUUCAAUCCAAAAAACUUCAAUUCUUAACAAUUAUGACAGUUGGAUGCAGAUACUAAUGAACGCGAGUUCACCGACGUUAAUCCAGCUAAAUUUGAAGAGAAUUCAAAGAAUUGUCUGGAAUUUGCAGAUUAACCUUUCCGAUCGUUACAAGAGGUGGACUAAUCAAAAAUCAAACAUACCUAUCGACAUUGCUGCAGUCAGUCUUGAGAUAUUUUUUUGGAAUUCAAAAGACAAUAGGAGGUUAAUAGAAAAUAAAUUCCGCAUUCAAUUCACCUCAAAUUUGCUUUUGUACAUCGGUAAACAGUAUAUAAAGGCGAGUGUUGUGAUGCACCGUUGAAUUCCUAUCGCAAUGCACUUUCCACAAGCACUCUGUUCGCUCGUCUGGGUUUUUGGAGGAUUUUGUCAGUGUAAACCCUCGUCGAAAAUCCUAGGUGGUAGUGACGUUACAUCCGCCGAAACAUAUCCGUAUCAGGUAUCAAUAGAAGCCAAGACUGGCUUUCAUGUAUGUGGUGGUUCGAUUAUCGAUCGAUCAUGGGUGUUGACUGCAGCACAUUGCUCUGUGCAAAACGGUUAUCAAAUCGUUGCCGGCACAGUUGACAGGAGAUAUGGUGUGAGAAAACUUAUCUCGUCCGUACAAAUGCAUCCAGACUAUGAUGAAGCACGUCUACUCAAUGACAUUGCAUUGGUUCGCGUCUUUGGUUCAUUUACAUUUUCUGACACCAUUCAACCGAUCAGAUUGGCUGAUAGGCAUCCCCCUGACGAUUCGAUUGCAACUGUUACCGGAUGGGGUCUUGUAGAAGUUAACGGUUUGCCUCCGAACCAACUGCAAGUUCUUCUUGCUCGAGUCGUAGGUACUAGGGAAUGUAAAUUUUUUUGGACUGCUUUCAUGAGUAGUGCUCAUCAUAUUUGCACGCUUAAGAAUAUUGACCAAGGAGUCUGUUUGGGUGAUUCCGGCUCGCCACUUCAAUUCAAUGGCGAACAAGUCGGUAUUGUAUCAUUCGGAACUUUAGCAUGUGCAGUUGGUUAUCCGGACGUGUACACACGCGUACCGACCUACAAAAAAUGGAUCUCAGAUGUCACUGGCAUUCAAUUUUAGGACACUCUGAAUGUGGUUAACAACACGUUUAUUAAAUACAAAAAAUAAAUUAAUAAAUUACUCAGAGAGAUCGUCAAAAAGUUUA